Molecule: messenger RNA, 3867 nt
Organism: Neltuma alba
Lineage: Eukaryota; Viridiplantae; Streptophyta; Magnoliopsida; Fabales; Fabaceae
Product: triacylglycerol lipase SDP1-like
Exons: 3
Coding region: 541-3051 (836 amino acids)
Biological process (GO): lipid metabolic process
Molecular function (GO): triacylglycerol lipase activity
Source: RefSeq, a predicted model, not a curated record
UGGCUUUCCUUGGCCGCAACUUCCUUCAUUCCUUCUAUUUCCUUCCUUGCUUUGGUUUUCUGGAUCGAGACGGUGUCUGUUGCUUCCUUUCCAUAUAGAAGUUAGAAAACCUGGAUCUUUGAUUCGCGUGAGAGCCUCCUGCUUGAAAACCCCGAAUGUGAUGUGAUUCCUGGGGAUCCAUUUAAAGAGUUUUGGGCAUCCAAUCGGGCUGUUUUGAAUUCUUGUUCUUUCUUUUACUGAUCUUGUCAGAAAAUCAUCUUCUUAUUGAAGCCCGCGCUAGAAGCUCGUAAGGGGAAUUCGUUGCCCUAAUACAUUGAUUGUUCCAAUUUAGUUAAUCCAUUUAUUUUGUCGAUAUUUUUCUCUGACUUUUGGGUCUUGUGUUAUAUCAUUUAUUGAUUAUUGAUUCAUCUCUACUUUAUCGCAAGACAUACUAUUCCCAUCGCUAAACUCCUGUAGAUUAUUUGAUCCCUUGGUUUCUCACAUUUGAAACUUUUCGUUUGUGAGGCCAGCAUUAUUUCCACCUCUUAUUUCGCUAAGGAAAUGGAUGUGAGCAAUGAGGCUAGUGUUGACCCCUUUUCAAUUGGGCCAUCGAGCAUUAUUGGUCGAACAAUUGCUUUCAAAGUUCUUUUCUACAAGUCCCUGUCACAUUUGAGACAUCAAAUAUUCAGUGUAUUGUUCAAUAUCAUAAAUAGGUUUAGGGGAUUUUUGGCACCCAUUAUAACAUGGUUGCAUCCAAGAAAUCCACAGGGGAUAUUAUUAAUGGUAACAAUGAUUGCUUUUGUCUUGAGACGAUAUACAAAUGUGAAGUCAACGGCUGAAAUGACAUAUCGGCGGAAAUUUUGGAGAAAUAUGAUGAGAACUGCAUUGACCUACGAGGAGUGGGCUCAUGCAGCUAAGAUGCUUGAUAAAGAGACUCCAAAGAUGAAUGAAUCGGAAUUUUACGACGUAGAGUUAGUGAGGAGUAAGCUGCAAGAGCUCCGCCACCGUCGGCAUGAGGGAUCUCUUAGAGACAUAAUGUUUUGUAUGCGUGCUGAUCUUGUGAGAAAUCUAGGUAAUAUGUGUAACCCUGAGCUUCACAAAGAUAGGCUUCAGGUGCCCAAAUUAAUCAAGGAGUAUAUUGAUGAGGUAUCGACUCAGCUAAGAAUGGUCUGCGACUCUGAUUCAGAGGAGCUCUCAUUGGAAGAAAAGCUCGCUUUCAUGCAUGAAACUAGACACGCAUUUGGGAGGACUGCUGUGCUGUUGAGUGGAGGAGCCUCUCUUGGAGCUUUUCAUAUUGGUGUGGUUAAAACACUGGUAGAGCAUAAACUCUUGCCUAGGAUAAUUGCUGGUUCUAGUGUAGGCUCCAUUAUGUGUUCCAUUGUCGCUACUCGGUCUUGGCCUGAACUUCAAAGCUUUUUUGAGCAUUCUUGGCACUCAUUACAGUUUUUUGAUCAAAUGGGUGGGAUUUUUACAGUUGUGAAGAGGAUCAUGACACGAGGCGCUGUUCAUGAGAUCAGACAACUGCAAAUGAUGUUAAGGCACCUGACAAGCAACCUUACAUUUCAAGAAGCUUAUGACAUGACAGGUCGAAUUCUUGGGAUAACAGUUUGCUCCCCAAGAAGACACGAACCACCUAGAUGUCUUAACUACUUGACUUCACCCAAUGUUGUUAUAUGGAGUGCGGUCACUGCUUCUUGUGCUUUUCCUGGCCUUUUUGAGGCUCAAGAACUAAUGGCUAAGGAUAGAAGUGGAGAGAUCAUUCCUUACCAUCCUCCAUUUAACUUGGGCCCUGAGGAAGGAUCCACACCCAUACGCCGCUGGAGGGAUGGGAGCCUGGAGAUUGAUCUACCUAUGAUGCAGCUAAAAGAGCUGUUUAAUGUUAACCAUUUUAUUGUCAGUCAAGCCAAUCCCCAUAUUUCACCAUUGUUAAGAUUGAAAGAUUUUGUGAGAGCUUACGGAGGCAAUUUUGCUGCCAAGCUAGCUCAUCUCGCUGAGAUGGAGGUGAAACAUAGAUGUAAUCAGGUACUUGAACUUGGCUUUCCAUUAGGCGGACUUGCGAAGCUAUUCGCUCAAGACUGGGAGGGUGAUGUAACUGUUGUUAUGCCCGCAACUAUUGCUCAGUACUCAAAAAUUAUACAAAACCCUUCUUAUACGGAGCUUCAAAAGGCAGCCAACCAAGGGAGAAGGUGCACCUGGGAGAAGCUUUCGGCCAUAAAAGCAAAUUGUGGCAUUGAGCUUGCUUUUGAUGAAUGUGUUGCUAUUCUCAAUCAUAUGAGAAGACUCCAGAGAAGUUCUGAAAGAGCAGCUGCUUCUUCUACUGGUCUGGCCAGUUCUGUCAAAUUCAAUGCUUCCAGAAGAAUCCCCUCAUGGAAUUGCAUUGCACGAGAGAAUUCAGCAAGUUCCUUUGAGGAUGACCUAACUGAUGUUGGUCCCUCUUUGAAUCAAGGCGCUGCAGGUAAAAAUUGGAAAACCCACCAUCCCAUACAUGAUGGAAGUGUUAGUGAAUCUGAGAGUGUCAAUUUGAAUUCUUGGACACGAUCUGGUGGCCCCUUGAUGAGAACCACUUCAGCAAAUAUGUUCAUUGACUUUGUCCGGAACUUAGAUGUCAACGCUGACAUAAAGAAAGCCAUGUUACUUUAUCCGAACUCUCAAGCUUUUCAUCAUAAUCACAGUCCAAGGGUGAGCGCUCCCGAUAGGAACGCUGAGGGCAUCGAAAUUGAUCGGGAAAUUGACCAUAGGUUAGUCAUGAAUGGAUCUAGCAUAAUGGUAACCGAAGGUGAUCUUUUGCAGCCAGAAAGAAUCCAAAAUGGGAUUGUGUUUAAUGUUGUCAAGAAAGAAGACUUGACAACUUUGAAUAGGAACCAUGAUUUUGAAAAUUACAACAACAAUGAAGUUGCUGAAUGUUUACAAAUUGACUGUCCAGGAAAUGAGACGGAAGCUGCUAGCGCAACUUCUGAUUGCGGAGAUGAUGAUUCCACUGCUACGAAGUCCCCGAGGGAAACCCCCGAAUUUAAUUACAGGGACCAUUCUAAUGCUGAUGUUGGUAAGGAUCAGAUGAUUGCUGACAAUUGAUUUUGGCGGUCAUAUUUUUUUCCAGUGACUUUUAUUUUUUGUCCCUAUAUUGCUUUCCAGAUUGUAAAUAACACGGAUGGUAUUCCUGCCGAGGGAUCUCUAUUUUUCCUUUCCUUCGGAAGGUAGCCCAUCAUUUGGAAUACUCAGGAAUGUACAGAAUUACGAGGUUGCUGUACAUAUAAUUUCAACGCAUGACAGCGGUGAAAUUUGUGACUGCCACCUUUGUUAUGGAGUCAUUCGUCCAGUUUCUGGCUCUAGCCUCUACAUAUUGUGGUAUUCUCAACAAUUCAUGUUACUCGUCCAAAUCAUGAGGGGUUGCUGCCAAGUGCCAGGUGGCAACAGUUUAUGUUGAAGGAAAAAGCUUGUCGAACAUAAGCUCUUCUUGUUUCAUGGAUAUGUUAGUCGUGCCGGGGGGGAAGAGGGAUUAGGACUUACGAGGGUAGCACCCACCUUGGCAGAGAGCGACAAAGUAAGUAGAAGAUGAUGCUAAAGGGCUUGUCAUGAGCAUGCGAAAAUCAUGGAUGUGGAGGCCCAGAAAACAGGGAAAGCUUCCCUAGUGGAGGCGUAGGAUGCGCGUGGUAAGAGCGUGGCAUGUUUUAUUCAAUGCCCUGUUUUUCUCUGUCCCACAUUUUUUCCCCGUGUGCUCCUUUUGCUGUGCCCGCACUCCAUCCUUAUCCUUCAUCUCUAUCCCCACAGACCAACUGCACUAAACAUGUCGCUUGAAUGGUCCGGCUUCUUCCUCCUCUUCUUCUGAUUAUUGAUAUUAAAAUAUGCUAAAAAUGUAAUCGAAAAUAGUUUAUGCACUUUCUUAUUCAU